AGGUUACGCGGCAGGAUGGUUGUGAGCUGACCGAAAUAUGGAAAGUUAUCAAAGUGGACAGUACAGCGAGUCGGACUCGUAUUCACACGAGUACAGUCUGAAUACUGUACAAAAUGGAUUAGCUGGGGUUCCCAUGUGGGCGAUAUGGUCAUUUGUCAUUUGUGCUGUAUUAAUAAUUGCUGUGCUACUGCUCGACUACUGUGUGAUCCGGCGCAAUGCUUUAGGGAACACUUGCUGCACAAAAGCCCGUCAAAAACGCGGAACCAUCAACGCGGCUCACCAAAAACGAUCGACCAACAUGUUGCUUAAUGUAUGAAGAAAGAUCUUUUCGGAUUUUGAAAAUCAAAUUACAAAUUGAACCGAAACGUGGCUCAAUUGGACCAAGAUGUAUAGAAGUUCACAAUGCUCAACGAUGCACAAAUCAUUGGCUCCUCGGACAUAAUCAAAAUCGAAACCAAAUUUUUUCUUUUCACAUUCCCAUUUUCCUUUUAUUUCAGAACACAUUCCACGGUUUAAAUUCAAUUUACAUUUUCAUUUGAUUUCUGUUUACCUGACACGAUAAAGUGUACAAACAUCACACGAAGCUUUCAUUAGCUCUUUAAUAAAAUAUUUGACAAUAA
Messenger RNA from Caenorhabditis elegans, 620 nucleotides. RefSeq names its product Movement protein (gene F35H12.6). Bases 38 to 316 code for a protein of 92 amino acids. The transcript has 3 exons. The record is from RefSeq and is marked reviewed. NCBI's taxonomy places the organism in Eukaryota, Metazoa, Nematoda, Chromadorea, Rhabditida, Rhabditidae.